GUCACCAAAUUGACAAGAAGUAAAUGCCCAGUUCAUCAAUGAAGUCCAGAAAUGGGGAGCAUAAAUGCACCUUGGGCCAGUUCGACGAUAUUCUACCGGCCCACCCGGGUGAGAGAUGGCACAAGACGAUUUUGAGGAAGCUGAAGCUGGCGAUGGUGAUGCACGGGAACCAUAAGUUUGCAGUGCAGUACUUUAGGACGAAGGCGAACGUGCGAAAGGAGCAGAAACUGCACGCCAGAGGUCGAUUUUGGUUCGUCAUUCACCCGUUUAGUAAACUUCACUGUUUCGUGCAGAUCCUUUUUUCGGCUGUGCUCCUGGAAAGGUGGUUUAGUAUGUCUGACUAUGAAACUUAUUUUUGGAUCAACGUGUGGGAGGUUGUGAGAGAAGGCAUUUGGUUUCUGUUAAUGUUGUCGUUUGCUUUUACUGGUUACACGAAGCCCAAAACUCAGGAGAUUAUUAUGCAUCCCAAGAGUACUUUUUUCCACUAUUUUUGUACAUACUUUAUUGUAGAUUUAUGUUUUUUAGUAGAAUUGUUGUUACACGAAUGUCUACCCAUGCUACUCCCUCUACUUGAUCUGUCGAGUUAUUUAUUUGUUUGUGAAUGUAUUCUUCUUAUGUACAUUAUUUGCUUUAUAAUUAGACUGAUCAGCGUAUUUGAUUUCAUGGAUAACUUCGCCUCGUUCACUAAAAUAAACGAUUUUUACCUAUUUUUAUUCAAACGUAUACUCUUAUUCAUCUGUAUGUUACAUUUCUUCGCCGUUUUGUUCUUUCACAUACCCUUUACUUACUAUUACCACUGGUGUGGUGGAGAUAUCCCCGAGACAAGUUGGAUAGCAAUCCGCAAAGUAAACGACUUCAACUUAAGCGGGUACAUAGAAUCUCUACUAAUCGUCACCUCUUACUUUCUCUGCACGAAUUACUGCGAUAUUAUAACCGAAAUAUGCGAGCAAAUCCUCUUGAUCAUCUUCUCGUUGACCGGCAAAGUGUACGUCAUUGUCUUCAUCGCCCAGAUCCUCGUGAAAUUCAUCGUAAAUAAAAACGAGAGUACGUAUGAAAACCUGCACAUGCAACUGGUCAACUACAUGGAGUCGACGAAGGUGCCGCCCAAGAUCAGAAAGCAGGUACUCGACCGCUUCAUAUUCACCUGCCAGAAGAAAUACUUCAACGAAUCCGAGUUGAUGGCGACGGUGUCGGAGCAGCUGAGGAUGGAGCUGUUCAUAUACAGCGGCAAGAGAUUGCUGAAAAAAAACGAGUUCCUGAAAAAGCUAUCGGCCGCUCAGAAAGGCUACCUGAUGGCUCAAAUGAAGUCUGAAACCUACAGUAAAGAUGAAAUUGUAGCGGAGUACGGGAAUAAGCAUCUCUUGUACUUUAUUUCUUCCGGGUCUAUUUCGGCAUUGGGUGAAAAUAAAGUGCUUUUGUAUAAACUGCACGAUGGCGACGAAUUUGGACAACUUCCUACAUAUGCACCUUACGAGAAUGAAAUCGUGGAGUACAUAGUUAUGGAAACUUCAGAGAUUUUUUCGGUGAAUAAGAACGUGAUACUUCAUCUAUUAGAAGAAGAUCCGCACCUGAAGAAGUACUUUCAACGCUUAGUCGAAGUGCGAAGACAACUCGUUCAAGACUCUCUUAAACGUUGGACAAUUUUCGGGGAUUCAUUAUUGGGCAACAUAAAAAAGGGGAACAUUUUGGAGCGACGUUUGACAAGAGAAAUAGUUUUAGAAUAAUU
Phyllotreta striolata is the source of this 1726-nucleotide messenger RNA. Lineage: Eukaryota; Metazoa; Arthropoda; Insecta; Coleoptera; Chrysomelidae. The record is from the annotation of a GenBank genome assembly.